Molecule: messenger RNA, 668 nt
Organism: Saprolegnia parasitica CBS 223.65
Lineage: Eukaryota; Oomycota; Saprolegniomycetes; Saprolegniales; Saprolegniaceae
Exons: 5
Coding region: 1-645 (214 amino acids)
Source: RefSeq, a predicted model, not a curated record
AUGCACCGAUCCAGUGUUCCGUGCGUCGGGUGCCAGCGGCUCUUCUUUCCCGCGUCGCUACCGAUCCACCAAAAGACGUGUUUUGCCAAGAACGCGUUCGUGUCGCUUCCGUGCCCGACGUGUCAUGCGACGCUGCGCACCGGCAACUACUUUAACCACGUCAAGAACUGCACGGCCGAGCCCGCGAGAGUGCUGCAAGCAAGCACUUCGCCGACAUCGACGGCAGAGCCCGGUCCCAUUGGACCUCUCGAGGCCGACGGGCGUAUCCAAUGCCGAAAGUGCCAUCGCGGGUUCGCCCCCGACCGUAUCGCCAAGCAUCAGUCCGUGUGCCACGAGGCCGAGCGCAUCAAGUACGUGCGCGACGACGGCAACCAGGCGCAGCACACAACGACGACGACGUCGCGCCAGCCUCGCCCGAUCAAGCGCUCCCUCCCCGCUUCGCUCCAUACAAAUGUGCCGCUGCCGCGGUCAGCGCCACAGGUCGGCGCUUCGAUGCCGGCGCUGCGCGCUUGUCGGAAAGCACCGUACGACCUCGUACUGCGAGACGCGAGCAACCAAACGGGGUACACAGGUGCGAAAUACGGAGGCAUUGACAUUAGCAACCAAACGUCUGCGGGCAACCCGCUUAGUCGGCGGCUCGUGUGAUAAUGAUCAACGUUUCGAUACUG